Argiope bruennichi is the source of this 1159-nucleotide messenger RNA. RefSeq names its product leucine-rich repeats and immunoglobulin-like domains protein 1. The record is from RefSeq and is a predicted model, not a curated record. Lineage: Eukaryota; Metazoa; Arthropoda; Arachnida; Araneae; Araneidae. The transcript is spliced from 5 exons. Gene Ontology annotation, molecular function: protein binding. Bases 166 to 1110 code for a protein of 314 amino acids.
UUGUGUCAUAUCGAUUACCCACCAAAUGGGCCCCGAGAUCUACAAGGAACUGUGACAGUAAACACUGAACAGAAAAAAAAAAUCUUGUUUCCUCCGUUAAUCUUAUUUUAUUGCCGAAACUUUUUCGGAAAAGAAAAGUUGUAGAAAACAAAAGUUGCGCAAACUAUGCUGCUGGCCAUAACAUUGUUAGCAUGUCUUAUUGGAGCAUCACAAGGCAUCUGCCCACCUGAAGAUUGGAUUGAACCUUACUGUACUUGUCAGUCUCACUUUGGCGACGCCGUGAUGACAUGCAGCAAUUUGUACUGUCCAGACGAGCUGUUGAAACCCUUGCAGAUGGUCUCAGUGAAGAAGUACCAUAUAUUCUCUCUUCAGAUUGAAAACUCGAGUUUGUUGUACAUUCCUCAUAAUGCCUUCAAAGGAGGAAACUUUGAGAGGAUUCGCUUUUUUCGAUCUGAAAUAAUGUCUCUCUCUGACAUUGACAUCGCAUUUGAAGGUCUCGAGGAAACGCUUGAUGAACUGAGGGCUACCGAAGCCAAUUUUGUGACACAAUGGGACUGGCAGCAGCUACGACGUAUGAACAAACUACGCCUCAUAGAUAUCAACAUGAUUAACUUGGGAUCAAUAGAUCAGGUCUUCCCACCUUUGAAAAGCCUGAACGCUUUGGGCAUUACCAAAGCUGGUAUUUCUUACAUUGUAGACCACGCCUUUGAAAAUCUUUCUGCCCUUCGAAUUCUCAGUUUGGUGGAUAACAAUAUUGAGGACAUCACGAGAAACAUGUUGCCAAAUCCUGCUCCUGAACUUGCAUUUCUGGACUUCAGCAAUAACGAGAUAAAGACAAUACCGAAAAACUUUUUCACUAACAUGCCAAAACUUGUUCAUGUUUCUCUCACAAACAACAAGCUUAUUGUUUUGCCUGAAGAUACCUAUUCAUGGGCUAUUCAGCACUUGGAGGCUCUACUAGUUGGAGGUAACAAGUUUGUUUGCGACUGCCGAAUGCGUUGGCUAAUUGGUCGCCGACGUCCAUAUGAAUUUACAGCCACAUGUGCAUCACCCAGAUCAUUGGCAGGACAAAAAGUAGGCAGUAUAGAAUUCAAAGAAUUCCGAUGCUGAUAAAGAAGAUAGAACAUAGAUAUAAGAAUAAAAGCUUCUGAACACUGUA